AUGUCGAAACAGCUGAGACAGACGUUCGCAGAUGCCAAGAGUGAAGGUCGUCAUGCGCUAGUCACUUUUAUGACGGCAGGUUAUCCUACGGUCGAUGACACUAUCCCAAUUCUGAAAGGUUUUCAAGAUGGUGGUGUCGAUGUCAUUGAAUUGGGUAUGCCAUUCUCUGAUCCAAUUGCAGAUGGUCCUACUAUCCAGGUGUCCAACACUGUUGCAUUGCAAAACGGUGUCACAUUGAAGCAAACUUUAGAUCUAGUGCGUCAAGCCAGAGAAUCAGGUGUCACGGUUCCUAUUAUCCUUAUGGGUUACUACAAUCCAGUUUUGAACUACGGCGAAGAGCAAUUUAUCAAAGACGCCGCUAUUGCUGGCGUUAACGGAUUCAUCAUUGUGGAUUUGCCACCUGAAGAAGCACUCAAGGUCAGAAACUAUGUAAGAGAGUCUGGCCUAAGUUUGAUCCCAUUGGUUGCGCCAUCUACCACUGAUGAACGUUUGGAAUUACUGUCAGAAAUCGCAGAUUCUUUCGUUUAUGUUGUCUCGAGAAUGGGUACUACUGGCGCUCAGACUUCUGUUGCCAGUGAUUUGGGGCAGUUGGUUACCAGAGUACGCAAAUACACCGGAGAUACACCUCUGGCUGUCGGAUUUGGUGUAUCGACUAGAGAGCAUUUCAAAGACGUUGGCUCUCUAUCAGAUGGUGUGGUCAUUGGCUCAAAAAUUGUCACAUUGUGCGGUGAAGCACCAAAGGGUACUGCUUACAACGUAGCUAAGGAAUACGUUGAAGGCAUCUUGGCUGGCCAAAAACAUAAAGUUUUAACGAAGGACGAAUACUACAAGUUGCAGACAACUUCCAUUGAAGAAGCAAAACAGACAGUUGCUCUUUUAAACAGAUUCAAUGAAAUUCACAAGCACCCAAGCAGGUUUGGUGAGUUUGGUGGUCAGUACGUUCCAGAAGCUUUACAUGCCUGUCUGAGAGAGUUGGAGGCUGGUUUCGAUGACGCUGUUGUCGACCCUAAAUUUUGGGAAGAGUUCAGAUCUCUAUAUCCAUACAUUGGCCGUCCCUCGUCUCUUCACAGAGCUGAUAGACUUGCUGAACACUGCGGUGGUGCUCAAAUUUGGUUGAAGAGAGAAGACUUGAAUCACACCGGUUCUCAUAAAAUCAACAAUGCUUUGGCUCAGUUGUUGCUGGCUAAGAGACUGGGUAAGACAGAAAUUAUCGCCGAGACAGGUGCAGGUCAACACGGUGUCGCCACUGCGACAGCGUGCGCUAAAUUCGGGUUGAAGUGUACUGUCUUCAUGGGUGCUGAAGAUGUUCGUCGUCAAGCUCUAAAUGUCUUUAGAAUGAGAAUCCUAGGUGCAAAGGUUGUUGCAGUCACUAACGGUACCAAGACUUUGAGAGACGCUACAUCUGAAGCCUUCCGUUUCUGGGUAACCAACUUAAAGACUACUUACUACGUUGUGGGAUCUGCCAUUGGUCCACAUCCAUAUCCAACUUUGGUUCGUACAUUCCAAAGUGUCAUUGGCCAAGAAACCAAACAGCAAUUUGCUGAACUGAACGAUGGUAAGCUGCCUGACGCAGUGGUCGCAUGUGUCGGUGGUGGUUCUAACUCUACUGGUAUGUUCUCACCAUUUGAGAAGGAUCUAAGUGUUAAAAUGCUCGGUGUUGAAGCAGGAGGUGACGGUAUCGAUACAAAACAUCACUCUGCUACUCUUACCGUCGGUAGACCAGGUGUCUUUCACGGUGUCAAGACAUACGUUCUACAAGACAACGACGGUCAAGUUCACGACACGCAUUCCGUUUCGGCAGGUCUUGAUUACCCAGGUGUUGGUCCAGAAUUAGCUUACUGGAAAUCUACUGGUCGUGCCGAUUUCGUCGCUGCCAGCGACGCCCAGGCCUUGCAAGGCUUCAAACUGCUUUCUCAACUUGAAGGUAUCAUUCCAGCUCUAGAGUCAUCUCACGCCAUCUACGGUGCUUGUGAGUUGGCCAAGAAAAUGAGACCAGAUCAACACAUCAUUAUCAAUGUCUCCGGUAGAGGAGACAAAGAUGUUCAAAGUGUAGCUGAAGUGUUGCCCAAGCUAGGUCCAGUCAUCGGCUGGGACUUGAGAUUCGAGGAAGACCCUUCGGUGGGCCAAUGA
Messenger RNA from Torulaspora delbrueckii, 2130 nucleotides. RefSeq names its product tryptophan synthase TRP5 (gene TRP5). Gene Ontology annotation, biological process: L-tryptophan biosynthetic process. The transcript has a single exon. Gene Ontology annotation, cellular component: cytoplasm. Gene Ontology annotation, molecular function: tryptophan synthase activity. The record is from RefSeq and is a predicted model, not a curated record. Bases 1 to 2130 code for a protein of 709 amino acids. NCBI's taxonomy places the organism in Eukaryota, Fungi, Ascomycota, Saccharomycetes, Saccharomycetales, Saccharomycetaceae.